CCAAAUAGAAUCGUUUCAGUUGGUAUUCAGAGCUGUUUGAGAAUUGUUGUGCAGAUCGGUCAACGCUCAAACGAGAAGCGUAUAACAAGUUCGUACAAAAACACAAAAAAAAAAACAAAAAGCACAAACCUAACAAAAAUAAUUCGAUAUAUGUAUGAAUAUUCGCAGACUGAAGAAAGGCGGUGUAUGUAUGUACAAGUAUUUAUGUAGAUAUAUAUAAGAAAGAAGAAUUGUGCACGUACGUUUGUAUGUAUGUAUGUAUGCAUAUACUCUUUAAAUAUAUGUACAUGCGAGUAAAGCGACGGUAGAAGGCGCUGAAUGAAACAAAGUAUUCAUUCGUAAGAUGUGCAAAAAGCGAUAUAGACAGACAGACGGGUUGAAAAAAACAAAAAUUACAAUAAGAGCAAAGAAAGCGAUCUUGCAGAUGCGGCAAUCGGGUUUGAGAACUGUUGCAAAUUUUCUAUCUUUUGCUUGAAUUAAAGUUCGCUCGCACUUGUUUAUACCGGUAUUUCGGUUCGAAUGCAAAAGGAAGGAGUAAAAACCAAAUUAAAGAAAAAUCGAAUGCAAACGAAUAAUGCGGAUAUUUCAACUGAAAAGCACAAAAUAUUAAUACACACUGUCGCAUAAAGUAGAGCGCAGCGCAGUUGAACGGACGUGCACGACCAGGCGAAAGGUGUUGAAAAUAUUUGACUUUUAAAUGCAAAUUCCUUUCAAAGACUAACUAAAAUAAUUAACAUUGAAAAGUGAUUGUUGCUAAUUACUUUUAGCUACACGAUAAAGCACACAUACACACACACACAUGUAGGAGGCGAAUUUCAACGCUAAGCAAUCACUACUUUCACGUGCUUGAUGCGUACAUUAAAAUACUGGCGAUAAGUGUUUACAUGCCAAAAGGUCACGUGCUUUCGAGCCAUUAAUUCAAGCAUUUAAACAUAAAGCGAGGCACCCGCUAAUGCCAGUCGGCGAGUUAAUUUCUAAUUACGUGACUUUCGCAUAAUUUUCGUAGGUCGCUUACUUUCGAUUUCAACCCAACUACUAACAACACAAAGAGACAACGGUUGUGGUGGCGAUUUUCAACUCUCAUUACCCCUAAAAUUGCUGAAGCCAGAGAGCAGAAAGGGGAAAUUGCGCAUAGAAGUGCAAGUAAAGUGUGUGAAGGUACGAAGUGUGAACAAAAACAGAGUGCAAUCAACAUAAGCAUAACAACAACUACAACAAACGAGGGAGCCGGCGACUGUAGUGUAAUGGUGAAACCGCUGUUGGAUUACUUUUAUCAAUACGUUUUUGAUUGGCUGGACUAUUGGCGAUUUCAGUGUAGCUGCAGUGGCAAUUGCAGUCGUAAUAGCAAUAACAACUACAGCAACAAGUACGAUUUGCGGCGAUAUAGCACAGCAAGGCAAGCGACUGCAACAAGGCGCCUGCACCACCUCAUAGGCGAGCGUAGUUAAGUGUGGGUGAUGCACAGCAGGCAACAGCGGAACGGCAAAUUCUGUACGCAUAUUUGAAUGCACAGCAAAUAAAAUUAAUUAAGAAGAAGCAAUAAGAGCAACACAAACAACACAAACAACAGCGAGAGCCGAAGUGGAAAAGGGGAAAUUGAAGCAAAAUAAAUAGAAAAGAAUAUCAGCAAGCAGCCGCACGCAAUAAAAAAAAAUAAAAGAAAUAAAUACAAAAAUAUAAAUUUAGAAAAGAAAAAUAAGGCGAAUAGAUGCUUGAGUACUUGUGAAAACAGGCACAUUCCUGAUAAGCGAAUAGCGUAGCAAAGGUAGCAAAAUAAAAAAUAAAAAUACGUAAAAACCAGUAGUAAAACUAAUAAACAGCUAAAGCUUAACACACACGAGUGCAUGCGAGAAAAAGUAGAACAACUGCACGCGAGUAGGAAAAAUUGCUGAAAAAAGUGUCAAACGCGAGUGUGUCGCAGUAGCAGAAAAAACAAAAAAAAAUUGCAUUUCAUUUACAUUUCGCUGCCAGCAAAUAGUAGAGGCAGCAGCAGCAGCUGAUACACAUUUCGCGGCAAGAUCAUCAACAUUUGCACUCAUUUUUCGCGCCUAGCACAAGCGCCAAGGGGAGCAUUAACCUGCAAGCGACGAGUGGGAGAAAACACCGCCAAAGCAGUAUAAAGAAAGUAAAAAUAUUUUUUUAAAUAACUACGCGCACGCCAAAAAUCUGAGCAUUUCUAGAACACUUCAAGCGAAAACUUUCUAAAUUCCUCUUUGCGUUUCUACUCACGCAAAUAAUCGACGACACCAAACGAUCUCAAAAGCCUACAACGAAGCACACACUGACCUAGCUCAACGCUUACUGUAGUGUGUAGCAAUUCAAAACAACAACAACAACAGCAACUAGUGUGUUAAGAAUAGUGCAGCUUUUUUGUAAAGAAAAACAGAAGAAAAUUUUCUAAAAUUAAGAAAUUUUGUGAUUCUGGCAAAAGUGGAACUUCAUUAAAACUAAAAGAAAUAUUUUUUCGAGUUAAACGUCCUCAAUUCAUAUAAAUAGAUAGAAACAAAGAUUUUUUUUUAAUUCAUAAUUAAAAGUAAUAUUGCAAAUUUAUCGAUUUCGUCGUAAAGAGAAAAUUCAUUGAAAUCAGCGUUCAACAGCGUCGCUUGUGAGUUCCCGCAUAGUUUACUCAUUCAGCAUAAACCAGAAAGCAGUACUUCCGAAGGAUAUCAAAAAUGGCACUGCACGCUCACAGCAUCAACACGGUGCGUUCCACCACCAGCCUGAGCAAUAUGAUCAAUAGCAACAGCAACGACCUUGCCAAUGGCAGCAAUGAUCGCCGCCAUAUUGUUGAUAUAUUAGUGGGUGUUGUUGCUGUACCGGUGCUUAUACUUUUCGCGUUGCAGCUGGAGAAGAAUCUACAGAAUAUGAAUAAUAGCCCAUGGCUGGUGUUUGUUCUGGGCGUAGGCCUGCUGAUGGUCAUCAUGAUCAUCAUCGGCUAUGUGACACAUCGCUUGAGUGUCUGCUGUUGGACGGGACCCAUCGAUGAGCUGGGCAAUCGAACGGAUGGGCGAGGAUUAUCGCAUAUCAACACCCAAAACGAUAUAUUGCGCAUUGUAGACACCCUGCCGCCCAGCUAUGAUACGGUUGUGAAGCAUGAAAUUCCGCCGCCACCCUAUGACUGUGUCAUUGUCAAUAUGGAACAGUGCAAGGAACAGCAAAUAUCACCGAAUGCGCCCACAGCUGCCACCACGAGCAACUCCUCCGCGGACACCAAUGUUAAAGAGGCACCAGCAACGCACGGGGCGGCACUGCAUAUUUGACUUUGCAACUUCGGGAAAGCCAAGCUGUUGGCGCGUAGAACAGCUUGUAAUUAGCUUUACGGAGAGAGAAACUAAAGAGAUCGACGACUUUGCAGCAAAACAAAGAAGAAAAAAAAACAAAAGCAAAACAAGAAAAAAAAAUUAAAAUAAUAAUACAAAAAUGUAUGAAUUAGCAGCUGAUUGCUUUGUGGUAGUCUGUCCCUAAGCACAAGUACUGCCAGCCAGUUUUUAAUAGCUACUUUAAGCUCGACGAAGACAUCGAUAGAAUAACUAAACUAUUUUCUUUUUCUUUCAAUAGAAUUAUAGAGUUUCAUUGAAAAGAAAAACGUUUAAGGAUUCAACUCAAAAUUUUUGAAUUAUUCGCUUUUCACUAACGUUUCCCUAACUAUGGCUGUUGAUUUCGUUAAAUCGGAUCUUUCUACACAUUGUUGCUUUUUUUUUUGUUGUCAACUAGGCAACAUUUUCUCACAAAAAAUAUUUGUCGCGGCUGCGAUUAUCUCAGUAAAUACUUUCGAGUCAAGUGCCUCUUUUUACGGGCAAAUAAAUAAAAUUUUCGUACUGCUGAGCUGCAUUCAACUUAAGUGGCACUUGUGUGUGUGUAUGUGUGAGAGAAAUCUUUCGAGAGAGAAUUUAGGGUAUCCGAGCCCUUAAUGCGUAUUUAAAUUGUACUUUAAGCAAAAGCUAAGCGCUACAUAUUGUAUGCAAAAUAUAUUUUUAAGCAAAUACCUAUUUACAGUAUAUUAAAUCUAAGUUUUAUACGUAACGACUUUUUAUAGGUGAACGCAAGCAAACUGGAUGUCAUUAAUACAUUUUAUAACUUUUUGCCUAAAAAUUGCUUUAAUGUUAUCCCAUUUGAAGUUAUUUUAAAUUUGAAAAAAAAAAAACGAAAAUCAGAACGUAUGAAAUCCUAGGCUAAGCUCAUUGCAAUCCAUUGUAAAUAUUCCUGAACACCAUCUAGUCGGAGGUACUACUUAUUUAUCUUUAAAUCAUUUCGUAGUUUUUAAAGAUGUAUACGGAAUAGUAAAACGAAAUGCAUUAUUUUUGCGUGACCAUGAAGGCUUUAUUUAGCGUAGUGAGAAUGGUACGAUUGUACUAUUCUUUUUCGGCAACUUGUUGCCACUCUCACCCUCUCAGGACGAGGGCUGUCCUUAUAGGCGAAGAACUGAGGCAAUAGAUUUUCAAUAGAAUAGCGAUAACGCGGCUAAAGAACCACAAAGACAUGAGAGCCGACGGACUGCCGGCUGAGCUAUUCAAACACGGCACUAAGGUUCAUGCCUCGGCUCCUAUACAAAAUAAUGUCGGAUGAAUCAGUCCAAUCUACAAGACAAGGGUAAUAAGCUCCGGCUCUGAAAGUUCGAUGUAGUACCAACUGCUGGUAGCAGAGAAAGAGGAAGCCCUCCUCUACGUUGUAAAGAUCUGGUGCAGAAGAACUUGGUUUCACUUGGUGUGUCCAACUGGCGCCGCUUAGCACAAGAAAGUCCCAUUAUGCUUCUCUCAUAGGAACCCUCGCCUCUAUAGACAAGCAACCAAGGCAAUAUAUUUUCACAAACUUCUCUGGAGACGACUGUUGCACGAACAAAAUCACUUACCAGAAGCAGUAACAGGGGUUCAUCACUGUAAGGCGGAUGCAUAAGAGCCUACCAACCGAACUCUUCGCGCUUUUGGCGUUAUCCUAAACUUAUCUGCCUAUCUUGUCGCUGCCUGAAGACAACCUCAUUGUGCCUCUCUCAUAGAAAACCUCGCUCCUAAUGACAAACAACCAAGGCAGUCGAUUUUCACAAUCUAUUGCUCUAUAACUUGUGGCUGCCUUGAAAAUAAUCCCAUUAUGUCCCUCCCAACCGAACUACCGAACUCUUCGCGCUUCUGGCGUUAUCCUCAACUUAUCUCCUUAACUUGUGGCUGCCUUGAAGGUAGUCCCAUUAUGCUUCUCUCAUAGGAAGCCUCGUCCUUGUAGGCAAAGAACUGAGACAAUAAAUAGAUGUUCAAUACUUCCCUUGAGAUGAAUUUUCCAGGAACAAAAUCACUUACCAUAGACAGUAACAGAUGUUCAUCGUGGUAAGGUGGAUCCAUAAGAGCCUUCCAACCGAACUCUUUGCGCUUCUGGCGUUAUCCUCAACUUAUCUCCUUAACUUGUCACUGCCUUGAAGGUAGUCCCAUUAUGCUUCUCUCAUAGGUAUACUCGCCCCUAUUGCAAGGCAGUCGAUUUUCAGAAGUUAUUGUUCUAUAACUGGUUGCUGCCUUGAAGGUAAUCUCAUUAUGCCUACCUUAUAGAAACCCUCUUCCCUAUAGACAAACAACUGAGACAGUCGAUUUUCACAAACUUCUCUUGAGACGAAUGUUCACUUACCAUAGACUGUAACAGCUGUUCAACGCUGUAAGGUGGAUUAACUCUACGCACUCCCACUUUAUCCUUAUGGAACACAAUUUCCCUCCCAUUACUCAAAACUGGCCACUCCUGAGCGAUUACCUUCUUUUAGAUAGUCCAAUUCAGGGUAAGCACUUCUCACCCGAGGCUUUGUUUUGAUUAGAAUUUUACGUGGUGGGUCCCAAACCCGGCGCACAACCAAAUAUCCUGAGUUGCUUCGUCUUCUCACAUAAGCUCGCUCUCAAACGGAUGCUCGGAAGCUAACCAGGGGAUACUUGGGCGGAGCCCAGAAGUUGUGAUCUGCUUGGACUUUAUGCAGAAGUAUCGUCCUGGCCACUCGCAAGUGAAUGGCAAUCAGGGUGGGGUAGGUGGGUGGAAUGGUUGCCCAGGAAUGAGCACACUUGAACGAAGAUAAGCGUAUUCGUCCUUUGUGAUACCAUUAUGAAGGAGGUGAGGUGAAAGAGAAAAACCGAUGGGAUGCAAGGAGAGGGCGGGGAGAGGUGGUGGUGGGAUGGUUAGGUGGGUGGGUUUAGAGUGUGUGGAUAAUGAACGAUGACUGUGCUGCGUUUGACGGCGGUUGACGCUUUGAACUGCUGAUGAAAUUCAGAGGCUUUCCUCACUUGCGUCAACUUCUACACACGGAACCAUCCUCCAAGCAAACUAAGUAUCUCCUGUCAUCAAACAAAAAGGCGGCACACUCGCGUAUAGGCAUCCAGAUCACUGUUGAAAGUUAUAAUUUUGAGGUUGUAAGAGACUUUGUUUAUCUAGGAACCAGCAUUAACAUCGAUAAUAAAGACAGCUUGGAAAUCCAACGAAGGAUCAGUCUUGCCAACGAGUGCUACUUUGGACUAAGUAGGCAAUUGAGUAGUAAAGUCCUCUCUCGACGAAUAAAACUAACUCUUUAUACAUAAGUUUCUCAUCAUGCUCGCCCAAACGAAAAAGUGCUUACAUGUCGAUCGGACUCGAUGUUUAUUAUUUUUCGAUUUUUCGGAAGACAAGUUUUCUUCCAGAGGCAAAAUUAUUGAUGAAAUCGAUGAAACGAUGAAAUCGCGCAAUUGUUACAGCAUCAGUCGUGUAAGCACUAUUCACAGCCGUCCGGCUAGCAUUUCCGUCUUGGCAUAUUUUCUCUUUGCUGGUGUCCAUCUGUGAAGCGCGCUCCGAUAGUACAGAGUCGAGCAAUCACAAAACUUUCUCAGAAAUUUUGAAAUUUUUUAGUCCGAAAUCUUUUCUGCCUAACGCCAUCUCUCUCUCCGUCAUCCGUUCCCACUUACACAACAACGCUGGAUACAGUUUAUAAAAGCCAAAUUGAGAGAAUAAUCUCAUUUUUUCAUAUAUUGCGAAAAUAAUGCAUUUCUCUUUACUGCUCAUCUGUAUGUAGUUGUAUAUUAAUAUGUAACGGUAUUUAGGUGUAUGCAAACGAAAAACAGCAUUUAAAAUGUAAAUUUACUUUAUACUUUAUACAAAUUACAUUUAUGUAUGUAAAUAUGUAACAUAUUUACUAGUGUAAAAAUAUUUGUAUCGAAAAAUUCUGAUAUAAAAUACGA
Messenger RNA from Anastrepha ludens (Mexican fruit fly), 7169 nucleotides. RefSeq lists its product as uncharacterized. The record is from RefSeq and is a predicted model, not a curated record. The coding region runs from base 2673 to 3260 and encodes 195 amino acids. Lineage: Eukaryota; Metazoa; Arthropoda; Insecta; Diptera; Tephritidae. The transcript has 3 exons.